GAAAAAGAGAAUACAGUGGUCCGGUUUAUUUAUUUGUCGAUUGGUUGCGUUUUAAUUACUGGCCUGUGUCUGGGAGUGAGGUGGGAGGAGCGUACAGUCCUUGCGUAGCCGGUCCUUGCGUAGCCUUACUUGUACAAUUAUUUAAAUAUAUCAGUUAUUAAAUUAUAUAUUUUAUCUAAGAAUGCUGCUUGAUGUGCAUGCGUGUUAAAGGUGAUACACGGAACAGCUGAAAACCAAAUAGAUAAACCAAAUAUUCAUGUUAAACAUUUAUGAACACAUAUUUUAUAGCCAACUCAGCCAGCAAUUGCCACUUGAUAGCAACAAGCCAAAUAGUUUUGUAGGUUAAUUAAGAGACGUUGAUGUUGAUAAGAUUUCUAUACAAGCAAAACCAAAGCGAAAGUGAUCGAGGCAUAUAAUCCAAGGCCACUGAGACGGUUUACCUCCACACACCUGUCUGGAGCGGAGUAACAGGCGGACAAAAAGACAAAGUCAAAAGAGUUGGAGAUUCAACAAAAGAUAAUGUCAGCCCUGUGAUUUAGCCUGCCGCCAGCCAGUUUCUCAGCAAAUGUAAAUUCGCGGCAAUAGCCGGUUACGCAUGUUACUGAAAAAAAACAUUUUUCAAGUUUUACUUGGGUAAAAAGCAAUGAUAAAGUGAAGCAGUUUAAAUAACUAAUGUUUCAGAGCUGUUCAUGGUAAACUCGAUGUUAAAUAAAAGAGCUGCUUCCUGACUAUCCGUCUGUGUGUUAGUCCGAAAUUCAGAUCUCUCCAAACCGAAGCACCAGUGUGAACGCACCGAGAAUAAUGACAAAAAGGCACAAUACCACAAAUAUAAAGAUAGCAUAGACUAUAGAUUAUAUAUACACAACGUACAUCCACACGAACUUCAUCAAAUAGUCAGUGUAACAACAAUAAUAACAGUUCAGUCUAACUUAAAAAGAAAGGAAGACAAGAAGACCCGAAGACAAGAAACUAUAAAAACAAAAACCGACGACAGCGGAUCAUGUUUGUUCCCUUGCCAGUGCCGUUAGUCUUUCAGAGAACUGCUCCUGACUUCAGCGCCUGGCGUCUCAAGUCUCCGCUGGCUUUGCGCUCCAGCUCUGAUAUCAGGAUGUCCAAAACGCUUGAGGAUGAAAAGUCUGGGGUUGACGUUCCUGCCGACAGCACAGAUUCAGAGCGAAACAGUCCUGAGGCUAGUGAUCAGCCAAUGAAAACAAGUCCAUUCUGCCUUUCCCCAACCCCAAGUCACACCAAGGUUAAGGCAGAAGAAGCAGCUGAGAUGUCCAGUUCCCAUGCUCCACCACCUCAGUCUGCCCAGCCCACCCUACCACACACACAGCUAAUGCUGGCCGGCAGUCAACUUGCUGGGGACAUUCAGCAGUUGUUACAGCUGCAGCAGUUGGUCCUGAUGCCUGGUCAUCCUCUACAGUCUCCAGCCCAGUUCCUCUUACCCCAGGCCCAGGCUCAGCAGAGCCAACAGGGUCUGCUAUCAACACCAAAUUUGAUUCCACUACCUCAGCAAAGUCCAGGAGCUCUCCUGACCACCCCACCUAGACUGGGCAUGCAAACACAGGUACCCUCUAUUGCCACAGUUACCCCAAAUGCCGAGGAACCCAGUGACCUGGAGGAGCUAGAGCAGUUUGCUCGAACCUUCAAACAGAGGAGGAUUAAACUGGGCUUCACACAGGGUGAUGUGGGAAUGGCCAUGGGGAAAUUGUACGGAAACGACUUUAGUCAGACCACUAUCUCCCGUUUUGAGGCACUCAACCUCAGCUUCAAGAACAUGUGCAAACUCAAACCACUGCUGGAGAAGUGGCUAAGUGAUGCAGAAACCAUGGCGAUAGACAACAUGCUACCUAGUCCCAGCUCCUUGUCUUCUCCUAUGCUGGGUUUUGAGGGGAUGCCUGGUCGCCGUAGGAAGAAACGCACCAGCAUCGAGACAAACGUCCGUGUGGCACUGGAGCGCAACUUCAUCACGAACCAGAAGCCUACCUCGGAGGAGAUCCUUCUGAUGGCGGAGCAGCUCAACAUGGAGAAGGAGGUGAUCCGCGUCUGGUUCUGCAACCGCCGACAAAAAGAGAAACGCAUCAACCCCUCCAGCGCCACCCCUCCCUUGCCCAGCCAGCCACCCCCUGCGAUGCACAAACCCCCCUGCUACAGCCCACACAUGAUGUCCAGUCAGGGACUAGCACAGCCAGCCACAAGCCUCAGUGCUACAGCUGUUAGUCCCACCCCCUCUGUAACCUGCCCUCCUAACCCCAUUGGCCAUGCAGCAGUCAGCACUGCCCCACCUUCAGUGACACCGCCUCCUCUCAGCACAGCAAGCCCCGCCCCACCUCAUUUAAGUAGCCCUGGUCUCAACACAGGGAACACAGUGAUGGGUGUAAGCACAGGCAUGAACCAGGCCCUCAUCAGCAGCAGCCCUCUGGCUACAAUGCAAGCUCUGGCUGCCAGUGGUGGCCAGAUGUCCAUUACUGCUCUUGAGAGUGGCGGUCAGAUGUUCCUCAGCGGAGCUGGAGGUCCAGGGGCUGGACUUCGCCCCUCCCUCUUCCUAAACCGCCCCACUUUGUUGCCCAUAGCAGCAGGUGCCAGCAUGGGGUUGGUCAGUGCUGCCCGGUGUUCUCCACCUCCCAGCGUCAGUCACAUGAGCCCAGACUCAUGUUCUGCCUCUCCUUGCUCAAGCCCCGCCUCAUUCUGCUCUUUCAGUGAAGCCUCGCCGCCAGCCCUGGGUGGGGCAAUGGCUGAGUGACACCCAUGGCAACCUGUUACUUGCUUGAGGGGCGGAGUUGAUGGAGCAGUUGUAACAUGAAAAAAACCUCGCCUUUUCAACCAAAGCCAUCUCUCACUCUCUUGUUCCUCUCCUGCACUCCCUCCCUCACUGAGUCUUUUAAUGCUAAAACCACACAGACUGAGGGAGGGAGGGAGGAGUCGGGGAGAAUCGGGGAUGAAGAGAGAACAGGAGAACGGGGGGUGUUUAAACCAAAAAGUUUGAUCUGUUAUUUCAUUUGAAGAGGUGGCAUUGCUGCGCUUCUUUGUUGGCCAUGAAUGGUAAUGCUCCUUUCUAAUCUAAAAAGAGACUUCUACAAAUGGAUGAAGGUGAGAGCAGGAAUGAAGCCAAAAAAAAGAGAAAACGACUUGUAAAAAAACGGGUUGCAAAGAAAAGAAAAGAAGUACUACUACUGGACAAGUGUCGCUGGGAGGAAGGGAAGAUGUGACCCAAAAAAGGAAAGAAAAAUACACAAAAAAAUACAAACACACCAAAAUCGCCAAAACAAAAUACCAAAAACCGAAACCAAAAAAUCGGAGAGAAAAGCUUUACCUGAAAGACUUUUAAACCCGUCCAGGAUCAGCUCACCUUCACAAAACAGCAUCACAAAUAUUCCUAAUUUUUCAGGUUGUAUGUAUGUAUUUCAUUUCCUUUAGUCAUGCAGUGUUCACUGUUCAUCCUCUUUCAGAUUCUCCUGAAACGUACAUAUUUUUGAGCAUUUUCUUAUCUGCUAAGAUGUUAAGUUCAUUCAGAGCUUUCUCAGUCUACCUCUGCUGUCAGCUUACUCCAUUUACUCCAUUUCAGAUGACCUUAAUUCCAUUUCAGAUUACUAUGUUUCUGGAUACUUCGAUUCUUUGUCAUCUUUAACUAUGAGAUUUUGAAUGUGGUGACAUUAAUACAGAUGCCCCAAAACAGAUAUACUAUAUAGACACACAAACUAGAAUGUCAUGAUGAUGUAGAAAUAUUCUCGCUAACCCUGUAUUUAUCAUCCACAUAUUUUUAUCCAUACUGUCAUCUUAUUUCAAACCACAACUCGGAUUCAUUCUCUUGGAUACCAAAGCGUUUGUCUGACCUUUUAGCACUGACUAACAAGCGUUCAGACCAGACCUCAGACAUGUCAAAAAAAAACAAACACCAAACAUAAACAAAUAGACAUACACAUGAAGAAGACUGAUUAAAAUAAGCGACGCAAGCCCCUUCUCCCAAGCCUCCAAAUGCCUGCCCUACAUGCUCUCUUGCUCCCUAUCCUGUGCUUCAAAGGGAUCAAGACCAAAUGGGCCAAACGAAGACCGGGGGGGGAUAUGACAGACAGGAGGAGCCUCACCGAAGAGGAUGUGCAGAGCGCAGGGGACAUUUCGUAAGCAUGAUCUGGAGGGAAGCUUCCAAACAGGGACACGCUGUUGUUGAUUUUGCUUCCCCACCCCCACCCCCUUUACUUUGCCAACACAAGGAUCAAACCAAAAAAGUAAAGCAAGCAAAACCAAUGAAUAAUUGAACUAAACAAAAGGAAUCCAAAACCAAAUACAGAGUGGGCGAAUAGGAGGUGGACAAGGAGUGCGCUUUAGAGGAAGGAGCUGGGCAACGCUUGUUUGUCACAGACUGACCCAGCUGUGAUUGGCAGUUCCACAGUUCACAGUAGAGAGCCACGCCCUCUCCUCCUCCCGCCUUUCCAUUAUGUAGGGCCUCCAUCCGUUCACUCUCUUUCCUGUAUGGAGGAAUAUUUAUUGACCUCACUGAACUGAACUUCAAAAUAUAUAUUCUAUAUAUUUUGUUUUAUUUCUUUUUUCUUGGUCUGUCUGUUUGAUUCUGUAUGAUCUCGUCUCAUUCUUUCUAUUUUUGGGACAAUGAGGUAAUGCGUUGCCUGUUUUCAUAUUUUAUCUGUUUUAUCGUUUCGAUCUUAUUGUGGGGCGUUUCUCAUCAGGUGGUUUGGAAUAAUACUGUGAAAAUGUAGCUUCCAAGUUUUUCUUUGAUCGAGAAUGUCAUGAAAAAAGCCAAAACUGAAAAACCAAAAGCAAAACCUUUUUGACACACAAACAAACCAAAUAGCAACCAAACCAAUGCACAACGGGUGGAUAUAAAACUGUAUUGGUGCUAGGUUUUUAUGGAGAGAGAGAGAGAGAGAGAAAGAGGGGGGAAGGGGGAGAGAAGGUGUGAGAAUGGAUGCAAGUUGGCUGCAUCAAGGAGUGUGUGCGGGCGAGUGUGUGUGUGUGUGUGUGUGUGUGUGUGUG
Electrophorus electricus (electric eel) is the source of this 4992-nucleotide messenger RNA. Lineage: Eukaryota; Metazoa; Chordata; Actinopteri; Gymnotiformes; Gymnotidae. The record is from RefSeq and is a predicted model, not a curated record.